Molecule: messenger RNA, 888 nt
Organism: Engraulis encrasicolus (European anchovy)
Lineage: Eukaryota; Metazoa; Chordata; Actinopteri; Clupeiformes; Engraulidae
Exons: 1
Coding region: 1-888 (295 amino acids)
Source: RefSeq, a predicted model, not a curated record
AUGAGAGUGGCAGUGUGUUUGUGGAGGCUGGCAACGAAUAUAGAAUACAGGUCUCUCUCAAAUUUAUUUGGCAUCGGAAUUUCCACCUGUUGUGUGGUCACACAGGAGGUAAUAACGGCCAUCAACACAGUCCUCAAGCCAAUAUUUAUUAAACCUCCAAGUUUGGCCUACUGCCGAACAAUCACUCAAGCGUUCAGAGACAAAUGGCGAUUCCCCCAAGUUGUGGGUGCCAUAGAUGGCUCAUACAUUCCAAUUAAGGCACCGGUAGAUUCACCAUCCCACUAUUACAACAGGAAGGGGCAAUACUCCAUUAUUCUUCAGGCUGUGGUAGACCACAAAAUGAAGUUCUGGGAUGUAAAUAUUGGACAGCCAGGACGAGUGCAUGACUCCCGGGUUUUAUCCCUGUCUUCUUUAUUCGACCACAUGCAAGCAAAUGACAUUUUACCACAGUGGACUGAGGUUUUUGAGGAUGUGAACGUGCCUCUUUUCCUUUUAGGGGAUAAAGCCUACCCCAUGCUCCCAUGGAUUGUAAAGCCUUACCCUGACAGAGGAUUAAGUGCCGAACAGGUCAGCUUCAAUUACCGCCAGAGCCAGGCCAGAAUGGUUGUGGAGAGGGCCUUUGGGCGGCUCAAGGGUCGCUGGAGGUGCCUGAUAAAGCCACAGGAUCACCACAUUACUUUAGUUAGCCAGGUGACAGCAGCAUGUUGCGUUUUGCACAAUUUGUGUGAAGAACAGAAUGAGGAGUUCGAUGAGGAGGACAACUAUGUGGAGGACGAAGAUGAAGAGGAGGAAGGUGGAGAGAAUGAGAAUGACGGACAGAACGAACAAGGGCAGCAGUGGGCUCAUGCUAUACGAAAUGCUCUUUGUAGGUACUUUGCAAGAUUUUGA